ACAGUGGAUUUCUCAUCGCGCUUUUCUGUGAUCAGCAUUGGAAGCUAUCGAUCAGCGAUGGGAAACCAAAGGCAAAAAAUACCCCAGCAAAAAAAAAAAAAAAAAGAAAAAAAGUGCAUGACCAAAAAAGCAAGUGACUGCUGGCGAAGGAUGGCUAUAUAAGAAGGAUGGCAGGACGCCCUCAAGGACUGACAGGCGACGAGUCAAGAAUCCUCACCAAACCAUCAUUCACAUUUCUGAAGAGGGUGGGAAGAGAUAAAGCAUCAUCAUGAGCGGGGACGCAGAAAUGGAGUGUUUCGGCCCGGCGGCCGUCUAUCUGCGCAAGCCGGAAAAAGAGCGAAUCGAAGCCCAGAACACUCCCUUUGACGCCAAGACAUCGUUCUUUGUGACUGAACCCGGCGAGAUGUACCUCAAGGGCAAACUGCAGAAAAGAGAGGGUGGUAAAGCCACCGUGGAAACGCUAUGUGGGAAGACUCUGACAGUAAAAGAGGAUGAAAUCUUCCCCAUGAAUCCACCAAAGUUUGACAAGAUUGAGGACAUGGCCAUGAUGACCCACCUCAGUGAGCCCGCUGUGCUGUAUAACCUCAAAGAGCGCUAUGCAGCGUGGAUGAUCUACACCUACUCUGGGUUGUUCUGCGUCACUGUGAACCCCUACAAGUGGCUCCCAGUGUACGACUCGGUGGUGGUAUCAGGAUACAGAGGCAAAAAGAGGAUUGAGGCGCCACCCCACAUCUUCUCCAUCUCUGACAACGCCUAUCAGUUCAUGCUCCAAGAUCGGGAAAAUCAGUCUGUCCUCAUCACUGGAGAAUCUGGUGCUGGAAAGACUGUGAACACCAAACGUGUCAUCCAGUACUUUGCGACAAUCGCAGUGGCUGGCGGAAAAAAAGCAGAAUCAAGUGCCAGCAAAAUGCAGGGAUCGCUGGAGGAUCAAAUCAUUGCAGCUAAUCCCCUGCUGGAGGCUUAUGGCAAUGCCAAAACUGUGAGGAAUGACAACUCCUCCCGUUUUGGUAAAUUCAUCAGAAUCCACUUUGGCACCACGGGAAAGCUGGCUUCAGCAGAUAUUGAAACUUACCUGCUGGAGAAGUCUCGUGUGACCUUCCAGCUGUCUGCUGAGAGGAGCUACCACAUCUUCUAUCAGCUCAUGACAGGACACAAACCCGAGCUGCUUGAGGCUCUCCUCAUCACCACCAACCCUUACGACUAUCCCAUGAUCAGUCAGGGAGAAAUUGUUGUCAAGAGCAUCAAUGACAUUGAGGAGUUCAUCGCCACAGAUACUGCCAUCGACAUCCUGGGCUUUACUGCUGAGGAGAAGGUCAGCAUGUACAAGCUGACUGGAGCUGUGAUGCAACAUGGCAACAUGAAGUUCAAGCAGAAGCAGCGUGAAGAGCAGGCUGAGCCUGAUGGCACUGAAAUCGCAGAUAAAAUCUCCUACCUCAUGGGCCUGAACUCUGCUGACCUCCUGAAGGCUCUGUGCUAUCCGAGGGUCAAAGUGGGAAACGAGUUUGUGACGAAGGGUCAGACUGUGCCUCAGGUUAAUAACUCUGUCAUGGCCCUCUGCAAAUCCGUCUAUGAGAAAAUGUUCUUGUGGAUGGUUGUCAGAAUCAAUGAGAUGCUGGACACAAAGCAGCCCAGAAGCUACUUCAUCGGUGUCCUGGAUAUUGCUGGAUUUGAAAUUUUUGAUUUCAACAGCUUGGAGCAGCUGUGCAUCAACUUCACCAACGAGAAACUGCAACAGUUUUUCAACCACCACAUGUUUGUCCUGGAGCAAGAGGAGUACAAGAAAGAAGGAAUCGAAUGGGAGUUCAUUGACUUUGGCAUGGACUUGGCUGCCUGCAUUGAGCUUAUUGAGAAGCCAAUGGGCAUCUUCUCCAUCCUUGAAGAGGAGUGCAUGUUCCCCAAGGCUUCAGACACAACCUUCAAGAACAAACUGUAUGACCAGCAUCUUGGUAAGAACAAGUCCUUUGAGAAGCCAAAACCAGCCAAAGGCAAGGCUGAGGCUCACUUCUCCUUGGUGCACUACGCUGGCACGGUGGACUACAACAUUGUCGGCUGGCUGGACAAGAACAAGGACCCGCUGAACGACUCAGUUGUUCAGCUCUACCAGAAGUCCUCCAUCAAGCUGCUGUCCUUCCUGUAUGCAUCCCAUGCCUCAGCAGACGCUGAGAGUGCCGGUGGCAAGAAAGGUGGCAAGAAGAAGGGUGGUUCCUUUCAAACUGUGUCUGCAUUGUUCAGGGAGAAUCUGGGCAAACUGAUGACAAAUCUGAGAAGCACACAUCCUCAUUUUGUGCGCUGCCUGAUUCCCAACGAAUCUAAGACACCAGGUCUGAUGGAGAACUUCUUGGUCAUCCACCAGCUACGUUGUAACGGUGUGCUGGAAGGCAUUAGGAUCUGCAGGAAAGGUUUCCCCAGCAGAAUCCUUUAUGGUGACUUCAAGCAGAGAUACAAAGUGUUGAAUGCUAGCGUCAUCCCUGAGGGUCAGUUUAUUGAUAACAAGAAGGCAUCAGAGAAACUUCUGGGUUCCAUCAAUGUGGAUCACACGCAGUACAAGUUUGGCCAUACCAAGGUGUUCUUCAAAGCCGGCCUGCUGGGUACACUAGAAGAGAUGAGAGAUGAGAAACUGGCUGAGUUGGUCACAAUGACUCAGGCUCUGUGCAGAGGCUACCUCAUGAGACGAGAGUUUGUCAAGAUGAUGGAGAGGAGGGAGGCCAUUUACUCCAUCCAGUACAACAUCCGCUCAUUCAUGAAUGUCAAAACAUGGCCAUGGAUGAAGCUGUACUUCAAGAUCAAGCCUCUGCUGAAGAGUGCAGAGACUGAGAAGGAGAUGGCACAAAUGAAAGAAGACUUUGAAAAAACCAAGGAUGAUCUUGUAAAGGCUUUGGCCAAGAAGAAGGAAUUGGAGGAGAAGAUGGUUUCUCUCCUGCAGGAGAAGAAUGACCUCAUGUUGCAAGUGCAAUCUGAUGGUGAAAACCUUGCUGAUGCUGAGGAAAGGUGUGAGGGGCUCAUCAAAGCCAAAAUCCAGCUGGAGGCCAAACUCAAAGAGACAACUGAGAGGCUGGAGGAUGAGGAGGAAAUCAACGCUGAGCUGACGGCCAAGAAGAGGAAGCUGGAGGACGAGUGCUCUGAGCUGAAGAAAGACAUUGAUGACUUGGAGCUCACCCUGGCUAAAGUAGAGAAGGAGAAACACGCCACUGAGAACAAGGUUAAAAACCUGACAGAGGAGAUGGCCUCUCAAGAUGAGACCAUUGCCAAGUUGUCCAAAGAGAAGAAAGCCCUCCAAGAGGCCCAUCAGCAGACCCUGGAUGACCUUCAGGCAGAGGAAGACAAAGUCAACACUCUGACCAAGGCCAAGACCAAGCUGGAGCAGCAAGUGGAUGAUCUUGAAGGGUCCCUGGAGCAAGAAAAGAAGCUUCGUAUGGAUCUUGAACGAGCUAAAAGGAAGCUGGAAGGAGAUCUGAAGCUGGCUCAGGAAUCCAUAAUGGAUCUUGAGAAUGACAAGCAGCAGUCUGAUGAGAAAAUAAAGAAGAAGGACUUUGAGAUCAGCCAACUACUGAGUAAGAUUGAAGAUGAGCAAACUCUUGGAGUCCAAUUACAGAAAAAGAUAAAGGAACUUCAGGCUCGUAUUGAGGAGCUGGAGGAGGAGAUUGAAGCUGAGCGUGCUGCUCGAGCCAAGGUGGAGAAGCAGAGGUCUGAUCUUUCCAGGGAACUUGAAGAGAUCAGCGAGCGACUCGAAGAGGCCGGUGGGGCCACCGCUGCUCAGAUCGAGAUGAAUAAGAAACGCGAGGCCGAGUUCCAGAAGCUGCGUCGUGACCUGGAGGAGUCCACCCUGCAGCACGAGGCCACUGCUUCAGCUCUCCGCAAGAAGCAGGCUGACAGCGUGGCAGAACUUGGGGAGCAGAUCGACAACCUUCAGCGGGUCAAACAGAAGCUGGAGAAGGAGAAGAGCGAAUACAAGAUGGAGAUUGACGACCUCAGCAGCAACAUGGAGUCCAUUGCCAAAUCAAAGGCUAACCUUGAAAAGAUGUGCAGGACAUUAGAGGAUCAACUGAGCGAGUUGAAGUCCAAGAAUGAUGAGAAUGUUCGUCAACUAAAUGACAUGAGUGCACAAAAAGCAAGACUUCAGACUGAGAAUGGUGAAUAUACACGUCAGCUGGAGGAAAAAGAAGCCCUGGUGUCUCAGCUCACAAGAGGUAAGCAAGGCUACACCCAGCAGAUUGAAGAGCUCAAGAGGCACAUUGAGGAGGAAGUGAAGGCCAAGAACGCCCUGGCCCACGCUGUCCAGUCCGCCCGUCAUGACUGUGACCUGCUAAGAGAGCAGUAUGAGGAGGAGCAGGAGGCCAAGGCUGAGCUGCAGCGAUCCAUGUCCAAGGCCAACAGCGAGGUGGCUCAGUGGAGAACCAAAUAUGAGACUGAUGCCAUUCAGCGCACUGAGGAGCUGGAGGAGGCAAAGAAAAAGCUUGCCCAGCGUCUCCAGGAUGCAGAGGAGUCCAUUGAGGCAGUCAACUCAAAGUGUGCCUCUCUGGAAAAGACUAAACAGAGGCUGCAAGGUGAAGUGGAAGAUCUGAUGAUCGAUGUGGAGAGAGCCAACUCUCUGGCUGCCAACCUCGACAAGAAGCAGAGGAACUUUGACAAGGUUCUUGCCGAGUGGAAGCAGAAAUAUGAGGAGAGCCAGGCUGAGCUGGAAGGAGCUCAGAAGGAGGCCCGCUCACUUAGCACGGAGAUGUUCAAAUUGAAGAACUCCUAUGAAGAAGCUCUGGACCAUCUGGAGACCCUGAAGAGGGAGAACAAAAACCUGCAACAGGAGAUUUCCGACCUGAGCGAGCAACUUGGAGAAACUGGAAAGACUAUCCAUGAGCUGGAGAAAGGAAAGAAGACAGUGGAAAGCGAGAAGACCGAAAUUCAGACAGCUCUGGAGGAAGCAGAGGCUACUCUGGAGCACGAGGAGUCGAAGAUCCUUCGCGUUCAGCUUGAACUGACCCAAGUCAAGAGUGAGAUCGACAGAAAGCUUGCAGAGAAGGAUGAGGAGAUGGAGCAGAUCAAGAGGAACAGUCAGCGCGUGAUCGAGUCCAUGCAGAGCACUUUGGAUGCUGAGGUCAGGAGCAGGAACGAUGCUCUGAGAAUCAAGAAGAAGAUGGAGGGAGAUCUGAAUGAGAUGGAGAUUCAGCUGAGCCAUGCCAACCGCCAGGCCGCUGAAGCACAGAAGCAACUGAGGAACGUUCAGGGACAACUCAAGGAUGCCCAGCUUCAUCUUGAUGAAGCCCUCAGAGGUCAAGAGGACAUGAAGGAGCAGGUUGCCAUGGUGGAGCGCAGGAACAACCUGAUGCUGGCUGAGAUCGAGGAGCUGAGAGCUGCUCUGGAGCAGACGGAGAGAGGCCGCAAAGUGGCUGAACAGGAGCUGAUUGAUGCCAGUGAGCGUGUUGGUCUGCUGCACUCUCAGAACACCAGCCUUAUCAACACCAAGAAGAAGCUGGAAGCUGACCUAGUCCAGAUCCAGGGUGAAGUGGAAGAUGCUGUGCAGGAAUCAAGAAAUGCUGAAGAAAAGGCCAAGAAGGCCAUCACUGAUGCUGCCAUGAUGGCAGAGGAGCUGAAGAAGGAGCAGGACACUAGCGCUCAUUUGGAGAGGAUGAAGAAGAACCUGGAGGUGACAGUCAAAGACCUGCAGCACCGCCUGGACGAGGCUGAGAAUCUGGCCAUGAAGGGAGGCAAGAAGCAACUCCAGAAACUGGAGGCUCGGGUGCGUGAGCUUGAGGCUGAGGUAGAAGCUGAGCAGAGGAGGGGCUCAGAAGCCGUCAAAGGUGUUCGUAAAUAUGAGAGAAGAGUGAAGGAGCUCUCCUAUCAAACUGAGGAGGACAAGAAAAACGUCAACAGACUCCAGGAUCUGGUGGACAAGCUGCAGCUGAAGGUUAAGGCCUACAAGCGGCAGUCUGAGGAGGCUGAGGAGCAGGCCAACACUCACAUGUCCAGGCUCAGGAAGGUUCAACACGAGCUGGAAGAGGCUCAGGAACGAGCCGACAUUGCCGAGUCACAGGUCAACAAGCUGAGGGCCAAAAGUCGGGAAAUUGGAAAAACGAAGGAUGCUGAAGAAUAAGCUGCAACCUCAGAGACAGACCCAAAGGAGAAUCAUAAAAUAUGAUAUUUCAUUGGAACGCUCUCACUAUAUCCUGUAGAUGUACAUUAAAUAAAUAUAUUUUGCCUGUCA
This is a messenger RNA of Dunckerocampus dactyliophorus (ringed pipefish), 6196 nucleotides long. RefSeq names its product myosin heavy chain, fast skeletal muscle. Gene Ontology annotation, cellular component: myosin complex. The transcript has 41 exons. Lineage: Eukaryota; Metazoa; Chordata; Actinopteri; Syngnathiformes; Syngnathidae. The coding region runs from base 269 to 6085 and encodes 1938 amino acids. Gene Ontology annotation, molecular function: actin filament binding; ATP binding; cytoskeletal motor activity. The record is from RefSeq and is a predicted model, not a curated record.